CCUGCGGGGACCGCAGGGGAGGGGACAGCCCUGCCCGGCUUCUGCCGCUGCCAGCCCGGCUUGGUGACCUGCUCUGCCUGCGAAGGUCACCGCCCUGCCCCGUGUCUGGCCCGUUUUACAUUGAUGGCAUUGCCAGACUCGAUCACUACUUGCCUUUCUCAACCUGUGCAUUAUGUGAUUUGCAAACUUGGAUUUGAGAAGAAAGACACCUAUGAUAUUAAUAAUAUUUUAUCUGGAAACGGGGAAGUAUGUUGGCAAACUGUUACAGAGCAUGUGUGUUGUCUUGAAUCAGAUCAAAGCGUGGAUUAUAUCAAAAGCAUACGAUCAUUAGGACCUGUCUGUGAAUCUGUUCAUUUGUACUUCAAAUCUCUGACCAAGGAGCAAUUUGUAAUUCAGUAUGCAUCGUGGUUCCACUGGACAAACUGCACAGAGGUAUUUCUUGAAGUAUUUGAUGUUUUACAAUAUACACAAGCUACAGAAGUUGCUCUUGGCUUAAUGAAACUAACAUCGUGCUUGGAGCGAGCCUUGGGUGACGUGUAUUUACUUAAGGGUAAUGAUUGUCCUUUCCUUCUAAGAGACUUGCUUGCAUCUGAACAGCUUGCAGAUGUCUUUGGACAAGCUGUAAUGAAUGUACUGAGGGUAUUCAUUGGAUCUCCACAUGGUCUGAACCUUCGUAAUGUUUUGUGGCAUGGGUUUGCAUCACCACAGGAAAUUCCUGCCAAAUACUGUGCUAUGCUGCUUUUUUUAACUGCAGGAUUGGGUCAGUUGUUACAGACUUAUCUUCUGCAAACUAAAGGUGUUUUAAUACAUCGACCUUAUGUGACCUUCAUUAGCUUAGAGGAACUUGAUGCAUUUCCAGAUCUUAAUGAUGAAAUACUUUCCAUUGCUGAAGAACUUGUAAAACUUUCCAGUUUUGUAUUGAAAACAAUGUUACCAUUUUGGAUUUCUGCUUUAACAGCUUUCAGGCAAAGCAGGUAUGCUGACAGUGUGAUUCUCUUACUUCCUCAGCUGGAAGUUGGACUUAGAUUGCUCUUCACUACGACUAAUAAAUGCCCAAAUCGAUUGCUAACAGCAGAGUCUUCUGCUUUCUACACCACCUUUGAUGAGAUGCUAGCAAAGCAUUUGGAUAAUGAAGAAGUCAACCAGCUACCUGUAGUUCUUGAGGAGCCUGCCAUGGACUUCCUUUGGGAUUUCUUGAACCACCAGGAGGGCCCACGUAUAAGAGAUCGUUUAAGCCAUGGAGAGAUCAAUCUAGAAACUUUUCCCAGGAAAGUAGCUAAUCAGAUAAUUGGAUUUGCUAUUACUAUUCUCUGCAGAUUCUCAGAUGAGGAUAUGCAUUCUUUUAAGGAACACAUGGUCCUAAAACCACUGAUGAACUGUGCAAGUUGCUACCGAUCUCGGUUUCAUCCAAUUUCCCGACUCAAGAAACAGGUGCUGGAAUGUAUGAAGAGCAUCCACUUAUGGCCUGAAUUGCCAAGAGUGCCUGAGGAGCAAGUAGAAAAAAUUAAAGGGUUGGAAGGAAAUGAUGAAGCUAAUACUGUCAUUUUGAUGAUAUCUGAAAUUAUAUCUCAGUUGCAGCAUUAUAUGCCCCAAAAUUUCUGCAGUUCAGAUGAUCCUAUCGAUAGUGUCCUCACAGAGAGGCUGCUGGUGGAACUUUGUGAUACCCGCAUUUGCACGCUGUAUUCCCCACGACCUGUCCUGGAAGUAGUGGUGCUACUCCGCAAAAUAAGCGCGCAGUGCCAUCAAGUGUCCCAACAGGUUACUGCCGGCGCUGGGCUGAGAUACACGCAGUGGGUCAACAAGGCUCUGCGCUCUCGCCAGAGGCACAACUACCGGCGCAUGCUGAACAGCAUUAAAUUUUUGUCACCAGUGUUGCGGCUCAUCUUACUGUUGAUUACUCUGGAACUAGUCAAUGUUCAUUCAGUUUGUAAGAAGAAUCCUUUUGAUUAUCAGCAGUAUCUAAAGUUUUUGAAGUCAGUCUUGCAGUACACUGAGAACUUGGUGACAUACACAAGCCCUGAGAAAAACAAGUGGGAUGAAACCAUGGAGCUUACGAAGAAGACUUUGAUAAAAAUAAAGAAAAUAAGUGACAGAAAGCUGAUGUUAAUGAAUCUAGCUACGUGAACUAAAUGGGCUUAUGAUUUGACAUAGUUAUAUCUAAACAGUUACAGAGACCUCAUAUUUGAUAAAUCUAAUUCAAAGACAAACUUCAUAAAUCAUUAUCAACUUUUGGAUGCAAAAUUUAGUUCUUUUAUCAGAAGGUAGCUGCUGAUACAGGAGAUGAAAGAUAAGCUUCUAGAGAAUGGGUUGUUUGCCAAAUCCAGUGAAAAAGAUUUACUGUGAACUAAAUCAAGAUGAUACAAGUUCUACUGUAAAUAUAUCUUGUGUUUUGUACAUU
Molecule: messenger RNA, 2398 nt
Organism: Ficedula albicollis (Collared flycatcher)
Lineage: Eukaryota; Metazoa; Chordata; Aves; Passeriformes; Muscicapidae
Gene: ERMARD
Product: ER membrane-associated RNA degradation
Exons: 18
Coding region: 124-2124 (666 amino acids)
Source: RefSeq, a predicted model, not a curated record